CAGAACCAGAUCAGUAUACAAAAAAGAAAAUGGAGGACAGGAAGGAAUCAAAAAGCGAUUGAGCAGUCUAGAAGGGAAAAUCAAGAGCAUGGAAGACAAAAUCAACAUCUUUUGGAAGUGCAAAUGCAAUAUCAGGAUGCAGAGGAAAUAAAUAUCGAGAAAAAUGAAAUUCCUCUGGCAACAUAUAAGGCAAUCAAUGAUGAAGUAGCAGAAAGACAAGACAAACUAGAAAAACAAAUUGAGCAAAUGGGAAGAAUGCUAACCGAAUUGUUGGAAAACG
Molecule: messenger RNA, 280 nt
Organism: Acaulospora morrowiae
Lineage: Eukaryota; Fungi; Glomeromycota; Glomeromycetes; Diversisporales; Acaulosporaceae
Source: the annotation of a GenBank genome assembly